GACCUAACUCUUCAUUUUUCUCCCAGCCAAAUUUUCUCUAAAAGACAAGGUGCGUGAAAUAAAUUAAUCUGGCAAAUAUUUAAAGGACCCAAGUGAUUAAAUAUUGUGAUAUUAUUUUGUUAAAAGGUUUUUCACAAUAUGAAGUAAAACAUUACAUGGUUGUGAUCACCUCUUCUAGCUAUUAGUCAAUUGUAAGAAGAGAGAGAUAAAAGGUUGUGAAAAUAAACAAAACUACACCAUCAUAAAAUAAAAUGGCUGGUCCGUCAAGAGGACAGAAUCCACAUGGUUUAAGACAAAUUGAAUUGGAUCAAAUUUGGGAUGAUCUUAAAUCCGGUAUCGAGCAUGUGUAUCAAAGACAGUCCAUGACAAAAACUCGCUACAUUGCCUUGUACACUCAUGUUUAUAACUAUUGUACAAGUGUGCAUGGUCAAGGCCAAGGUCAACAAGUCCAUCAAGGUCGUGCUCCUGGAGGCAGAAAGACUAAACAGCCAGCCGGUGGAGCACAGUUUGUUGGUCAUGAACUUUAUAAACGAAUUAAAGAGUAUCUUAAGGAUUAUCUUGUAAAAUUAUUAAAGGAUGGUCAAGAUCUGUUAGAUGAACAAGUUUUACAGUUUUAUACACGACAGUGGGAAGAUUAUCAGUUCUCUAGUAAAGUUUUAAAUGGUAUAUGUGCCUACCUUAAUCGCCAUUGGGUAAGACGAGAAUGUGAUGAAGGAACAAAAGGCAUUUAUGAAAUAUAUUCUUUGGCUCUUAUAACAUGGAGAGAUAAUUUAUUCCGGCCAUUAAAUAAACAGGUUACGAACGCUGUUCUUAAACUUAUUGAACGAGAACGACAUGGAGAAACGGUUAAUACAAGACUUAUCAGUGGAGUUAUAAAUUGUUAUGUUGAACUCGGUUUAAACGAAGAUGAUCCAAGUGCUAAAGGGCCGACGCUUACGGUUUAUAAAGAUCAUUUUGAAAGUCCAUUUUUAGAAGACACAGAGCAAUUCUAUAUAAGAGAGAGUACAGAAUUCUUACAGCAAAACCCAGUAACAGAAUAUAUGAAAAAGGGUGAAACUCGAUUAAAAGAGGAACAGAAAAGAGUUCAAUUAUAUUUACAUGAAAGUACACAAGAUGUGUUGGCACGUGUCUGUGAAAAAGUUUUAAUAGAAAAACAUCUUGAGAUAUUUCAUUAUGAAUUUCAAAAUCUUCUUGAUUCAGAUAAAAAUGAUGAUCUGGGUCGAAUGUAUCAGCUUGUAUCUAGAAUACAGGAUGGUUUAGGUGAAUUAAAGACUUUAUUAGAAACACAUAUAUGUAACCAGGGUCAAACAGCUAUAGACAGAUGUGGAGAGGCUGCUCUUAAUGACCCAAAAAUUUAUGUUCAAACAGUUUUAGAUGUACAUAAGAAAUAUCAUGCGUUGGUUAUGACAGCAUUUAAUAAUGAUGCUGGUUUUGUUGCUGCCCUUGAUAAGGCAUGUGGUAGGUUUAUUAACAAUAAUGCUGUCACAAAAAUGGCUCAGGCUUCAAGUAAAUCUCCAGAAUUAUUGGCACGAUACUGUGAUCUAUUACUCAAAAAGAGUUCUAAAAAUCCCGAAGAAGCCGAAUUAGAGGAUACUCUGAAUCAAGUGAUGAUAAUGUUUAAAUAUAUAGAAGAUAAAGAUGUAUUCCAGAAAUUUUAUAGUAAAAUGUUAGCUAAACGUUUGGUACAACAUAUGUCAGCUAGUGAUGAUGCUGAAGCCAGUAUGAUAUCAAAAUUAAAGCAAGCCUGUGGUUUUGAAUAUACAUCCAAGUUACAGAGAAUGUUUCAAGAUAUUGGUGUUAGUAAAGAUCUCAAUGAACAGUUCCGACAACAUUUACAGGGUGGAAGUCUCGAUAUCGACUUUAGUAUGCAAGUUUUAAGUUCUGGUUCGUGGCCAUUUCAACAAUCUUGUACUUUUAAUUUACCUGUUGAGUUGGAGCGAAGCUUCCAGAGAUUUACCACAUUUUAUUCGGGUCAACACAGCGGACGUAAAUUAAACUGGUUAUACCACAUGUCUAAAGGUGAACUCGUCACAAAUUGUUUUAAAAAUAGAUACACAUUACAGGCAUCUACCUUCCAAAUGGCUGUUUUAUUACAAUAUAAUAUGGUAGAUAGUUUUACAGUCCAACAAAUCUUCGAAAGUACGCAAAUAAAAAUGGAUUUAUUGACACAAGUUCUACAAAUUCUGCUGAAAUCCAAAUUACUGGUGACAACUGAAAAAGAUGGCGAUCUUUUACCUUCCACUGUCAUAUCUCUUUUUACUAAUUAUAAAAAUAAAAAGUUACGUGUUAAUAUAAAUGUGCCAAUGAAAACAGAAGUAAAAGCUGAACAAGAAACAACACAUAAACAUAUAGAAGAAGAUCGAAAACUGCUCAUACAGGCUGCCAUUGUUCGUAUUAUGAAGAUGAGAAAACAGUUAAAACAUCAGCAACUUUUAGCAGAAGUUUUGAAUCAAUUAUCUGCCAGAUUUAAACCUCGAGUGCCUGUUAUAAAAAAAUGUAUUGAUAUCCUGAUAGAAAAAGAAUAUUUAGAACGAGUUGAAGGGCAAAAAGAUACAUACAGCUAUCUGGCGUAAUUCAAUUUAAGUCAUACAUGGUAGAUUUCUAGCUUUUCAGGUAACGCUUGCUUGUUAACAAAACCCUAUUCUGUAUUGUUUGGUAUUAAGAAUAUUUUCUUAUAGCGUGACCGAAAAACUAACUAUUUACUUUGUAAGGCCUAACUAACAAAAAAAUACACAAAAAAAAGAUUAUUUAAGUUAUUAUGAAUCCAGCCUUAAUGUCUGAUAAGAGAAAUGUUUAUUGUUAGAAAUCUCUGCACAAAAUUCUUUAUUUAUUUUAAGUUAGAUAUUUAUUGUAUGGGGUCAGGAUUAUAAUUCCUCGAUAAGUCUAGUACACAUAGCUUCUAAGUUCAGCUAUAAAUUAACCUGACCUAGAUUAGGCAAUUAUCAAGACUAAUCAAGGAGUAUAUGGAAGUCUAAACAUAAAUUAGGCUGAAAAUGGGGUUUGGGGGCUGUGUGAGUUAAUCUUUUGGGGUAAUAUUUUAAUUUAAUUCUUAUUGACAUACCACAAGUGUCAUAGUGCUAUUUUUACAGAUAUUUUCAUGUUGAUAAAUUGAGGUAAGAUUAAAAAUGUUUCAAUGGAAUUUUGAGUUAUAUUAAUUUAUCUUAUGUUUACUAGUAACUUGGUGAGCAUUCUUGCAGGACCAUUACUUCUCUUUGUUGUCACUUUUUGAAGGGGAAAAAGGUUUUGUUUUGUAAUUUAUCUUCAUGAAAAUUGUUAAAUUAACAAAAGAUUCCAUGUAUCAGACGUAAUUCCUUAACCCUUUAGCACCUGGUACAUAUAAAUAUAGAUUACCCAGGUUCCAUGAAAAAAAUAAUGCAUUUUAUACUGGUGCAUCCCUAGAGAGCCCCAAAAUGUCUAAAAAUGCAAUUUUUCUGAGUUAAGGGAAUAGCUUUCCCCAUUUGAGGUCCUGUUACUAGUUCUUGGGAGGUGCCAGCCCUGUUCACAUGAAUCAAGCAGUUUUGAGUGCUCUUUGUUUGAGCUGUCCGUGUGCUAAAGGGUUAAUUGAAUUGUAACUACAUGGUGACCAAUGGCCUAGUGGAAAAGAAAUACACCUUGGUUAUUAUUCAAGAUAAACGUUUUAUCUUAAAGUUUACCUAGAGUUGAGUCAGAGUGAGUUUACCAGAUAUAUAAUAGUUCUACAAUUUAUAUCCAAACCAAAUGUUUACUUGAACAAGCACAAACUUUUAAUGAAUUGUGUUUGUCCUUUGUAAACUCUCAUAAAUAAGAACUUAAAUAAAAUCUCAAACUAAUUGUCUAGAUUAAAUUUUGUAAAUAUUUUGUGUUUUUAAUUUCUGUAUGAUUGUAAAUGUAGAGUUUGAAAUAUAAUUUAUACAUUGACAUCAUUUUUCACCUUGUUAAAAAUUCUCAUUAAAUCAUUUUGUCUGUUUUAAUACAUAUACACAGUGAAACCAACAUAGCAUCAAACUAGGAAAUUAGGCAGCUGUGGUCACAGACAUUGUCAGGUACAAAUUCAGGCUUUGUCGGGCAUAAAUCCCUCUGGUGUCAGUCAUUAUGUCUGACAAAGAUUUGUCUAUUGAUAUUUAUAAGAAAUGUCCGGUACAAAGUUAAAAAUGCCAGGUACUAGUCUUAAGUUCUAAGCCCGAAUAUAAUAUUUUAACAAUAUCAGGAGGCUGCCAUGAUUUUUGUGGGCCGUUUAGUUUAUGUAGACAAAUGACUAUCUCUGUAAGUUUUCAUCACUUGAAAUAGAUAUUUAUCACAAGUGUAUAAAAUAUGGUUGUCAUGACGAAGUCAGGUUGACCCUUUUGUCUCAAUAAUUACUGGUACAUGUAGUAGGUUCUAUGUUGGUUUCACCGUAAUUUGUUCAUAUUCUCCCCUAUAAAUAAUUACCAACAAUUUUUAAAACCUGUAAAAUAAAACCAUUUAGUAAUUUUGACCUUUUUUUUCCCAUUAGAUAGGCAAAAUAAAAAAUCAAUUAAGUUACAGUUAUUUUAAGAUUUAGAUUUUUGUAAAAAGAAAUCGGGUCGCUUUUUCUGUAACAUCUGUCACUAAAGUAUUUGAUGGAUACUGAUAAUGUCCUUCAGAUAUUUUUUAAUUUAUAAUUUCACGAUUAAAGCCCCUGAUUUCAUUGACUCAGUGCUGGUGCUUGGUUAUUUCAGGCAUUGUGCAGAGAAUACAGUACAGGCCUCCAAUAACACAUGUCAAAUUGUUUUACAAUGCCACUCAUUUUUUUUUACUAGAAAAGCACAAUUAGUAAAAUUUAACUACCGGUACAUUAAAAAGGCUUGCAAGUGAACUUGUAACAGAAGCAUGGCAGUGACCAUGAUAUUGCUUUUCUACGUAUCUUCUUGUGACGAAGUAAGAGAAAUAUCAUCCCCUUAAAAAAAAAAGUGGUAAAUCUUUUCAGUGCUAACAUUCUUGUCCCAAUUUACAUCUUUUUAACUAUAAUUUCAAAUCAUCAACAAGCAUAUCAGACAUAACUACUUAACGAUGUAUUUUAAUGCUUGGAUUAUUGUGUUUAGAAUGCAUCGAUAAAAUCUUUGUGGCCUCUUUCAUUCUCUAGUGUAUUUGUGAGAGAAACUGAUAUUACCCAUUAUCCUUUAAAUACACAGGUUUGGUGUUGCAUUAUGCAGCAGGUGGAUAUAAAUCUAAUUGGCUGAUUUUAAUGGACGACUUUCUGUGGUGCCAUUUUAUCAGGCUACCAUUAUAUUUCAGAUUAAAUCAGCUGUUUUAAAUUUUAUACUGCCUGUUAUUAGCAGAUCAAACCAUAUAUUUAGAAUUGGUUUCUGAUCAAUGAAUUGUUUUGUUUUUUUCCAAAAAUAAUUCUUGAUAGCUUCUAUUUAUAUGACAACUAUAUUCAUUUAUAUGAAUCGUACAAAAAUGGUACAAAGCCGUCUCAUAAGGCAGCUUGCAUAACCUCCAGCUUCACAUGGAUGCUGAUAUUCAACUUUUAGAAUCUGUUGACAUGAUUCAUACAAUUAGAGGGAAGAAAGGAAUAUGUAAUCUUGCUUUGAUUAAAAUUAACUUAUGAAAUGACACGAUAUGAUGAAAUCGUCCAAUCACAAGCAAGAUUACAGCUAGCAUGUCUCAACUCUAUGUCGUCCAAUCACAGACAAGUUUACAGCAAGUGUGUCUCAACUCUUUAUGUGUUAGUCUUACUUUAAACAUCAGUCUAAAAAUGUCUGGACGAAUAGAUAAUAUCAAUGAAGCAUUUUUAAAUGUCGGUAUUAAAUUAAACCAGUAAAAAAAAUAAAAUAAUGAACAGGGUGUCAACUAUACAAUAUAUCUGGUGUGAUGUGUAAAUAAUUGAAAACAUUGUACAUAGAACAAUAUAAUUAUAUCUGUACAGUUGUUACUUAAUAAAUAAACGUUUCUGUUCGGA
This is a messenger RNA of Patella vulgata (common limpet), 5899 nucleotides long. Its product is annotated as cullin-1. Bases 252 to 2573 code for a protein of 773 amino acids. NCBI's taxonomy places the organism in Eukaryota, Metazoa, Mollusca, Gastropoda, Patellidae. The transcript is spliced from 20 exons. Gene Ontology annotation, biological process: protein ubiquitination; SCF-dependent proteasomal ubiquitin-dependent protein catabolic process. Gene Ontology annotation, cellular component: SCF ubiquitin ligase complex. The record is from RefSeq and is a predicted model, not a curated record. Gene Ontology annotation, molecular function: ubiquitin protein ligase binding.